AGCAGCGCCCGGAGCCUCCGGCACCCGGCGGGGCCGAGGCGGUGAGCGCCGGAAGCUCCCGACGUGCCGCGCUGCCCGUCAUGGCGCUGGAGGUGUCUUCUGAGGACACGCUCGUUCCGAUAUGGCUUUGAUCAGCCUGAAAAGCUUCCACCUCUGUUCACCCGGCGCACCAGCGAGCAGGCGUAUUUUGAUGACCCUAAGCAAAAGCUUGAGCUUCGUCAGCGAACGGCGAAAGCCCCAAAGCUAUCGUCCCACGGCCGUGAGGGUGCUGUGUUCCAAGGACAAAUGUCGGGAUGUGUUUUGUCGGAAAAACCACGUGCAGCUGCGGAUGCGGUCUCUUUCUGUUCAUGAAAGCGUGCAUUUCUGUGGGGAUACUGGGAGCAGCGCUAAGGCUGAUGAGCGGUGGAUGGAUGAACGAGUGUUCUUCAGGACGCUGAAAAGCCUCCAUACGUCGCAAGAGAUUUUUAAGUUUCUUCGUUCCUUGGAAGUUAUGUCUGAUAUUAUGGCAUCGGGAGCCCUGCAGAGGAUUUCUGAAGUUGAGGUGGAUGACGAUGGUCUGAAAAACCCUGAAGAUGUGCUAGAGAAUGACGUUUUCAGGGCAUUAUGCUUUCAGUUUGAAUUUGAAUCCUCAAAACUGUCCAACAGCGGCCUGCUGAAUGCACUGCAAGCUUUGAUAAAGCUACGUGUAGAUCCCCAGAGUACACUGAUAGCAUGCUUGCUUUCAGAGAGUGAAGAGCGGCUUGCUAACAGAAAGCUGACUGUUGACAAUCUCUGCUCUCUUGGAGAGAGUUUGCUCGAGUUGAAAGGCCCAAGUUGUGCUAUGCUGGAACAGAUUGUGAGCCGCAUGCAAGAAAAAGACAUUGAGAACUGGAGUCCUAGGGAAAUGGCGAUGGUUUAUAAGAUACUGCAGGUGGUGGUUGGGGAAAGGGAACAAUACUGGGACUUGCUAAACAGGAUGAACAGUGCCACUUUAACCUUAGCUUACCAGCUAAGUCCAAAGUUCACAAGUGUAAUACUGAAUUCUCUGGUGGCUCUCCAUCAGACUCAGGUAGUUCCCUUAAUCUUAGCACUAUGUAAGCAUUCUGUGAAGCAUGUUCCUUACUUUACUGAUGAUGAGUUGGUAAGUGUACUGGAAGCCUUCCUGUUCUUUGGACACCGUGAACAAAUUUUUACAGAAGCACUGGAAAAGCAUAUUCCCAAGUCCAUCCCUACUAUGUGUCCUGAAACUGUCAGCAAAGUCAUGCAAUACUUCUGUCAAAAGAAGAUCCUCUCGAAGCCUAUCUUGGAUGCAGUGGCAGAAGGUUUCAUUUCUAAUGCUGACAGCUUUACCGCUGACCAGAUUGCUGAAUAUAUUGUCCCAUUUGGGACUCUGAACUACCUCCCUCCAAAUGCUUCUUCCUUGUUUAAGAAGCUUGAAACAAUAUUACAUACUCGUUUUAGUCAGUUUCAGCCUCACGCCUUGUUGAAUCUGCUGCACUCAUGUGUUCUUAUUCAGCGUUAUCCAGUAAAUUUUCUGCCAAAAAUAUUUAGUCCCUUUUUCCUGCAACAGCUUCAAGCUCAGCCACCUGGUUUGGACAGAGUUGUUGCCUCCCAGCUAACACAGCUUUUUCUAACUGUUACCCUGGAGUGCCCGUUUUAUAAGGGUCCCAAACUCCUUCCAAAGUAUCAAGUAAAUACCUUUCUCACAACUCAUUGUUUUCUGGAUGUUCACCUCUUCAAAAAGGUGAAGAGUGGACUACUGUGUUUACUGAAAAAAAGAAUGUAUUUUUCAUCAGAGGUAUCGACACCAUAUUUCUAUACAAUUGAUAUUGAGAUUAAAUUAGAUGAAGAAGGCUUUAUGUUGCCUGCUACUCAAUGUGAAGAAGUACACACACGAAUUGCUCUCUGUGUUGAUGGUCAAAAUAGGUUUUGUGUUAAUAGCCAUAAUCUGCUGGGAGAAGAAGCUAUUAAACAGAGGCAUCUUCAGUUACUUGGUUAUAAAGUUGUGCAGGUUCCAUUUUUUGAAGUAGAAAGUAUAAAAUCUUGCAGAAGAAUGGCAGAAUACCUACACAAAAAAAUCUUUCCUCAUACAUAUGGACAUGGCUGCUGACAAUGGAGAAUACCACUGUACCACAGCUUGACUUCCUGUACCAUAAAGUGUACAUAUUGUGCAUGGGAGAACAACUUUAAUAAUUCCAUGUAAGAUGAUUUCAGCUUCUGAAUGUGGUGACCUUCCAAUAUUUGGAACAAUUAAUAUGUAAAGAGUAAUAAAAAGCAACAUAUUUUCUUAAGUUUUAUGUAAAUAUUUAUUACAUAGUAUUAAUAGAUAAAAGUACCAAACAGUCACUAUUGCAUUUUCCUUGUAUUUUCACUGGUUUUAAAUCACAACUGUCAGUAGACAGAUGAAGCUAUUUAAGGUUACUAGCUGUUGCUGAAUGUACAAAAUGUGCCAUGUUAUGUACCAAUCAGUCAGGUUUUUUUCUUGACAGUAUAAAAAGAAAAUAUAUAAUUUAUUCCCAGCUUUUUGUAUGUUGUUUCCAAGUGUUUUAGAAAACUAAAAUUUGCAGUAGGUGCACAAGCAUCACUAGCUUAUUGCACAGACUUAGGAGUGCUGAUCACUAAAUAGCACUGCUUUACAGAAAAUAAAAUUUUUAUGAAGGUAUUCUUUUGUCAUUGAGCAUUAAAAGAAGUCAGUCACACACCUGAAUGAGAAGUAAGUCAUAGGAGUAAAAACACGUGAAAAAUAUUCAAAAGUGAGGGUGAAAUGGUAUUGAAAGAGAAGUAGAUAACAUAAGCACAGAUAAGUAAACUAAUGCUGGUGUCUUGCUAACUUACGCUCCUUUGGUGGGAAUCGUUUGGAGAUGCACAUUUCUCACAUUGGCCAGAAGGUGGUAGUGUUCUCAAACAUCUUAGUAUUUGAACACAGAUGGUUUGUAAGUAAAGUGAGACUAUUUGAAUGAAGUCAUUUGUACUGCCUGUACCAAACUAAAAAUAAUGUCUAUAGAAUAUGGUCAUAUUUUGUCUCACUUGUGAUUCUUCACUUGUGAUACCCUUGAUAAAGCAUUCUGGUGUUGUUAGAAAACAUUCCUUUCUCACUUCAUUCAUACUGUGUGUGAUUCCUUUUCAUUUAAUGCUGCUGUAUUUCUUUAAUGAAGUAUUCAUUGGUGAAAAGGAACGUAGCAGUUUCACCCUCUUGUCCACAGCCAUUACUCACUGAAAGCGGGGACUUUACAAGCCGUAAAUACUGAAAGUGCCAAACACCUCUAAGAAUGGACUGCUCUGUAUACUCAGCUCCUCACAUCAUACCAAAUGCUCUAUCAAUUGCCUAGUUCACUGCAUAUCCAAGGCCCUAGAGGAAGCAGUUAUUUGUAUUAUUUUUUCCUAGCAGACUCAUUUCCUAUUUAAGUAUCUGACAGAAGUACAGUGUCAGUCAAUGCUGUGGCCUUCCAAUCCUUAAACAAGUGUGAUCGGUCUGGCUAAAUGUUCGAUAUUGAACAGUAUCGAUAUUGCUUCAGCUUUAAACAACAGGAUCAAUGAUGCUGCAGAACCACAAGGAUGCACACCCUGCAGAUGAUGUUUCUUUUCUUGAAAAUAUCUUAAAACUCCACUACAAGAUUCAAUGAGAAUAGAAGGAAGCAGGUGUUUAAGUGGCUUUAGACAUUUACCUCUAGACAUACUUUUUGAGUAACUUGUCUUGUUGGGUUUUUUUUAAUCCUUUCUACCAAACUAAUGAGUUAUUGCUCUCUUAGUAGUGGAGCACUGGGUAAGGAACCAAAAGUGAUUUUUCUUGUGACAGAUCAAUCCCUCUGACAGCAUUUUUCUUAACUGAUGUCAGCAAAAUGGAUGCCUAAAAUUAUUUAAAUCAAAAUUUUAGAGUCUUCUUACAUGCUAAGCUCUGAGAAGUUCCCUUUAACUUGACUUCCACUUGAACUCUAAUGAAAUUCCUCAGUACUUCUAGAAAUUAGAUCUUUGUUUACUUGUUCAUCCAUUUUGGAAAAUCUGGGUUGAAUUACUGAUUGAAUUACUGUUCUGCGGAAAAAAAAAUGAUGCUGAUUUUGUAGGGAUUAAGAACUGUAAGUACUAAGAAAGUAUUAAUACCCUGAGGAGCAAAUUUAAUGUUAAUUCAGUGAACAAUUAUGUAGUUACUGCCUGAA
Molecule: messenger RNA, 4133 nt
Organism: Phasianus colchicus (ring-necked pheasant)
Lineage: Eukaryota; Metazoa; Chordata; Aves; Galliformes; Phasianidae
Gene: FASTKD3
Product: FASTK mitochondrial RNA regulator 3
Biological process (GO): mitochondrial RNA processing; regulation of mitochondrial mRNA stability
Cellular component (GO): ribonucleoprotein granule; mitochondrial matrix
Molecular function (GO): RNA binding
Source: RefSeq, a predicted model, not a curated record